GUUACUAAUAAUAAAAGGAUGUCAUAAGAUUAUUUCCAUUAGUGUAUACGUGGGAAGUAGGUGACGCCGUUAAAGUUAUUGAAGGGAAAGUGAAGUUGCUUUUUGUAUUAUAUAGUAAAGUAAAGUAAUAGUAAUAGUAAUAUUAUUACACUUUCCUAUGGAUGCAGUAACGUUCGGCAUCAUCGUCGGAAUAAUAAUCCUCUUCUUCAUCAUCGUUUGCUUCAUCACCAUCGAAGGCACCUGCAAACGCCGCUCCUCCUGAUAACAACAAUAAUUCAACCCAAAAUGACGUCGUUUCAUCACCGUAAAACCCAGAUCUACACCUCACUCCUACUUUUGCUCAUAACCGUUUCGUUCAAUUCGAGUUUCGGUCACCAGUGUCAGCACUCACAUGAAUCCCAUAAUCAUGUUCAUGCUCAUCAUCAUCACCAUCAUCAUGAUGAUGGGUAUGCGGAUUUGGGGGUGAAGAAGUUGCCGGAAGAAUUGGCGGAAGAGGAGGAUCUACGGUUGGAAAAUAAUCAAUUUAUGUCACGAAUUGAUCAUGGCUAUGAUCAUGGUGUUGGGCUUUGGAUUCGUGCAAUGGGGUGUUCACUGUUGGUGAGCUUGGCUUCUUUAAUAUGUUUGAUUUUACUGCCUUUGAUAUUCUUUCAAGGGAAGCCUUCAAAGGUUUUUGUUGAUUCACUGGCUGUGUUUGGGGCGGGAGCGAUGCUUGGGGAUGCUUUCCUUCAUCAAUUGCCGCAUGCGUUUGGUGGUGGACAUUCGCAUUCGCAUGACGAUUCUCAUGAGCAUUCUGGGCAUGAUCACUCCCAUUCACAUUCCGAUUCACAUUCACAUUCUAUCGAAGAUCUCUCAGUUGGAUUAUCCAUUUUGUUUGGAAUUGUAGUUUUUCUUCUUGUGGAAAAGAUUGUGAGGUACGUCGAAGAAAGGUCAGGCGGAACCGAUUCAUUGGGUCAUGGUCAUCAUCAUCAUCACCGUAACCAUAAGAAGACUGAUACGUUGCAGGAUACAUCAGAAACGACAUCUGUUGAAUCUUCAGAACCAGAAAAACAAAGUGAAUCUCUUCUUCGCAAGAGAAACAUUAGUAGUAACGGUGCUGGAGAUUCAGCUGCUGAAAAUGGAACGGAAAGUAAUAUCGAACCCGUAAUUAAGAAGGAACCUGAACCACAGUCGUCAAAUCUGGUGUUCGGUUAUCUUAAUCUGAUCUCUGAUGGUGUACAUAAUUUCACUGAUGGCAUGGCUUUAGGAAGUGCUUUUCUUUUAUACGGGUCUGUCGGUGGAUGGUCAAGAACGCUAUUUCUACUGGCACAUGAGCUUCCUCAAGAGAUAGGUGAUUUUGGAAUCUUAGUGAGAUCCGGUUUCAGUGUAUCCAAAGCCCUCUUCUUCAACUUCCUUUCAGCAUUAGUGGCAUUAGCAGGAACCGCAUUGGCGUUGUCAGUGGGUCAGGAUCCAGGGCAAUCAUCUUUGAUCGAGGGGAUUACGGCAGGUGGAUUCAUAUACAUAGCAGUAGGGGUGAUGGCGGAGAUGAACAAUGGCAGCACCUCGUUGAAAACUAGUGUUAUACAGUUAAUUUCAUUGGUAGCGGGUAUGUCGGUUGCCCUAUUUAUAUCGCUUAUCGAAUGAGCUAUUUUGAUUUUAAUGUAGAAAGGCUAGGGAAGCAAAUGUACAAGCUGGUUUCAAAUUCGUGUUUGUUUGAAAAUGAUUUAUAGCAAUUUUUUUUAAUACUUAUAGAGGUUUUUUUAGGGUAUGUUAUGACGCUUAAAUUCCAACUU
Molecule: messenger RNA, 1769 nt
Organism: Helianthus annuus (common sunflower)
Lineage: Eukaryota; Viridiplantae; Streptophyta; Magnoliopsida; Asterales; Asteraceae
Product: IAA-alanine resistance protein 1
Exons: 11
Coding region: 286-1620 (444 amino acids)
Biological process (GO): intracellular zinc ion homeostasis; zinc ion transmembrane transport
Cellular component (GO): membrane
Molecular function (GO): zinc ion transmembrane transporter activity
Source: RefSeq, a predicted model, not a curated record